Megalopta genalis is the source of this 699-nucleotide messenger RNA. Lineage: Eukaryota; Metazoa; Arthropoda; Insecta; Hymenoptera; Halictidae. The record is from RefSeq and is a predicted model, not a curated record.
AUGUUGCACGUAAUGGCAGCGGUGACGACGAGCCUGCCGAAUCGUGUGGACCCGACGCCCACGUCGUCCAGCAACAGCAGCAGCCCGUCGAGCACCGCGGCGAACAACGUGACCUCGGUCCCGGUGGAGAAUCCGACGGUCGAGAACCUGCCGGAGAACGUGAACGUGUUCGUGGUGGUGAUCAAGGGCAUAAUCAUGGGCAGCAUAAUCACGACCGCGGUGCUCGGCAACGCGCUCGUGAUCGCCAGCGUUCGAAGGCACAGGAGGCUACGGGUGGUGACAAACUGUUAUGUGGUCAGUUUAGCAGCCGCCGAUUUGUUGGUGGCGAUGUGCGCGAUGACGUUCAACGCGUCCGCCGAGCUAUCCGGCGGCAAAUGGCUGUUCGGCCGGUUCAUGUGCGACGUAUGGAACUCCCUGGACGUUUAUUUCUCCACGGCCUCGAUACUACACCUCUGCUGCAUCAGCGUCGACAGGUACUACGCCAUUGUCAGCCCGCUCGAGUACACCGUCAUCAUGCGCCAGGGCACCGUCGGCUGCAUGCUGGGCAGCGCGUGGGUGCUGCCCGCGCUGAUCAGCUUCAUACCGAUAUUCAUGGGCUGGUACACCACGCAGGAGCAGCUCGACUACAUGGUCAAGAAUCCUGAGGUUAUCGAACCUCUGACGAUUAUGCCUGUGCUUGUCGCGAAUCCACUAAAUUAA